UCCGUGUCACUUGAGCUAGAUUUGUUUGUGUGUCGCGAUGGGCAAGAAGCAACGGAGUGCGCUACGACUCUGAUUAUCUCGGCUUUCGUUAUGAGCAAAAAAACUCGGCUUAAAUAACAACUCUUGGACUGUACCUCUCGAUUCAGCAGCACAACGGCCAGGGAGCAACAACGCGCAGUGGAACGGUGCAGGAAGUAAACAAAGAACGGAAAAGGACGCGCGCGUGUGCAUGUGUGUUUGUGUGCGUGUGUGUGUGCGAGCUGGUGUGUGUGUGUGGAAACUGCAGAAAGGAAGCUGCAAUUAAGGACAUCACCCGGGCAUAUUGAGUUGUGUUCGGGGUGCUGAAAUUGUGUGUCCAUUGUUAUUACGUGAUUGUUAAGUGCGUUGGUAGUGUGUGCGACAGAAGAAGAGGCAAAACGCACCCGUGUGACCCGAGCGUGAGGCACGAGUGAGGUGGAGAGAUUAUACCGGCAAUCGUGGAAAUUCGAAGCUAUCGGACAGGAUGGGAGGAUUGCAGGCGGCUUGGUCCAUCAUGUCGAUGGUGACGCUGACACCGUUCUUCGCCUUCCUGUUUACCAUUGUGUUUAUGGCAUCGAUCGGAAAAUCGUUCGGUGUGAGGCGCCUCUACGUGGAUCUGUUGGUGAAAAUCUUCGAGUUCGGUCGACAAAACAUCGAAUCCGUUCGGAAGCAACAGUUCGCAAACAUUACAAAAUCAGAUGCAGAAGAGGAAGACACACCUACCGGUGAUAGUCUUAGCACCGAAACUAUCGAUACAGGCGAUGGCACGGGAAGGGCAAACACAAACGGCAACAUCCCGAACGGUGGCAGCCAUCGGUAUAUGAACGGGCGCGACAACUCGUCACACAUUGCGAACGGUGGCAAUACCGUCAUUAGCCGGGCCGAAUCGCUUAUCCUCUCGCCGGAAGUUAUUGAUGACACGCGCAGCAAACAUGCCGAACCACACGAAGAUGGUAGCGGCGCCGUACGGGACAAUGGUGAAGAUGGUGACGACGAAACCAAAUCUGACGGUACGGAGGGUGAACAAGAAGCGGCCGGUUUCAAGCUGUCAAACUGUCUCGACUACGUCAAGUCCGGCAUGGAAGCGAUCAUUGAGGAUCAGGUGACGAGCCGAUUUUUGGCGGAGGAGCUUAAAAAUUGGAACCUGCUGACGCGCACCAACCGGCAGUACGAGUUUAUCAGCUGGCGGUUAACGGUGAUAUGGAUGAUCGGAUUUUUAAUACGAUACUUCAUCCUAAUGCCGAUGCGGGUGCUUAUUUGCUUCAUCGGGGUGGUCUACUGUGUGAUUGGCUUCGCGUUCGUGGGCAUUCUUCCGACGUUCCGGUUGCGCCGUGCCAUGAAUGACAUCGUGUUCAAGCACACGUUCCGUAUGAUAACGCGCUCAAUUUCUGGCGUCGUACGGUUCCACAACCCGGAGUACAAACCGAAAACCUGUGGCUUCUGCGUGGCCAACCAUACGACACCGAUUGACAUUGCGAUCCUUUCCACCGAUUGCACGUAUUCCUUGAUCGGCCAACGUCAUGGAGGAUUUCUUGGAGUGCUUCAGCGUGCCCUAGCUCGGGCCUCACCACACAUCUGGUUCGAGCGGGCGGAAGCGAAAGAUCGGAUACUGGUUGCAAAGCGGUUAAAGGAGCACGUGACAGAUCCGAACAACCCACCGAUUCUGAUCUUCCCCGAGGGUACUUGUAUUAACAACACAUCCGUGAUGCAGUUCAAAAAGGGUAGCUUUGAAGUUGGUGGCGUCAUCUAUCCAGUGGCCAUCAAAUACGAUCCACGGUUUGGUGAUGCCUUCUGGAACAGCUCGCGGUACUCGAUGAUGCAGUAUCUCUUCCUUAUGAUGACCUCAUGGGCGAUCGUGUGCGAUGUCUGGUAUCUGCCACCGAUGGAACGUAACGAGGGUGAAUCGGCGAUCGAUUUCGCGAACCGUGUUAAGCGUGUCAUCGCUGAUCAGGGUGGUUUGGUCGAUCUCGUCUGGGAUGGACAGCUGAAGCGCUCGAAACCAAAGAAAGAGUGGAAGGAAAAGCAGCAGGAGAAAUUUAGCAAGCUGCUAAAAGGCGAAUGACAGACAGCCUAGCGGUCACCGUACCGAUCCCGAUGGCAACCACCGUCGACGGAUCGGAGCAGCAGUGCAAAAGUUACACCUCCUGAAGAGGUGCCAGAAGGGAUGGAGCAAAGACCGCAGGGGUAGUCAUAUCCACAGUAGUGUGGAGUCCCCUAACCAAUAGACCAUAUACGGACGCAAUAGGGUAGCAACAACCAUUCUUCUUGACUCUUCACAGUUAGAUUAACCAUCAAACUUAUCAACAAAGCAAUCAUUCUGCAGGAACGAUAUCCGUUUAGCAAUGCACAGUACUAUUACUUUAUUCCGUUGCGUGUUUAUGCAUUACGCACGGGUGAGGAUGUAUUGUUCAGUAACAAACACCAACUAUCACCACCAAAUAACAAACUAAUCAUAUGCGCUUAAGGCAAAGAAUAGCCUCGCUCACUGUUAAGAACCACUCUUAAUUUAACUGUUUCCGUACACCCGUUCGCUGUUUUGGUGCUUCUGUAGUGUGCGUUUAUUGUUUUAACAAUACCUACCAUUUACGUUUAGCGCAUACCGCAACUGCAACGGCUCCUCACUGAUGCUCGUUUCACAGUAGUACAAACCGAUGAUGAUAGCACAGUAACCUAAUUUACUUAAGACGAGCGAGAUGUCGCACGAUACCCAAACAGAAGCAAAAACACACCAACAGAGCAUCAAUAGUCACAGGCACGCAUCAACCCUGGUUUGGGUAGCAUUUUUUCCUUGUCCUUUGCUAUGAUACGAUACUGUCUGUUUGCUUGAUUUACCUUUUUCCAAUUCACCUUUUUCCAUUCCCAGUUCAUUGCAUGUUUCCGUUCAAUUUGUUUUUCCGUAAAGUUUUACGUGAUGUAAAAUUUGUAUCCGAUAUUCCCUUAUAUCCCUUUUUAAAAAAUCAAUUUGUUUUCAUGAUGUUGCGCUUACAGUUUGUUUUUUUUUUGCAUUUAACACACUAUUUUCUUAUGUUUCUUGUGAUGGAAGCAAAUAAUUUCCUGCAUGCUUUUUUGUCCCUGAAAAACAAAUCUGUCGUAUAGGCGGAGUAGCUAAAACCCGCGUGUAGGGUAAAAGGGCAUCCCCGGGCAGCUAAAUGGUACCAUACGAGUACCUUAUACACAAACACACACACAGUCGAAGUGAAAGGUAUUCUAUGGUGUAAAGGUAGCAUUAAUAGUAACUGUAUAUUAUAAGACUGAACAUAAACCAGGUGAUGGAACGAGUGAUGAAAGCAGGAGCAGAUUGAUAGCGGAAGCAACAGACAGGGGCGAUUGUGGUUUGUUGUCGUGCGCAUGUUAGGCAUAUAGCGUGUUGCGAAUCGCCUUUGCAGGGCCGAAAGAUGCGUGAUGAAGAUAUUUAUAAUCGAUGAGAAUGAGGACUGCACCCGUAACCUAUUUAGUUGGAGAACAACAGGUAGGCAAAAGACUAUACGAGAAAGCGAGAUUUAUGCCCGAUAAACUGAGAAGAGUGAAUAAAUAGAUUAGAAAUCGGACACCUCGGUUCCGUGGGUCCUAAAGUCAAGCGUGAGAAAGGUUUGUUGUGUAACAAUGUGCUCUGCAGUGCUGGAAUAAGAAGGGACAGAGAAGGGGAAACGCAAAUACAGCAAAAGACAGAAUAGACAAAGCGAUACAUUCAUCUUGUUUGUGGUUUAUAUAACAAAAUAUGAGGCUAAAUUAGGUGCAACCAUCGUACUUCGCCAGUUUGCACCUUGUAUCACGCUACUGAGUUGCAUAUUUGGUUGCCAACAGUUGCAGUUACGUCUGUCGAUGCAUUUAAAAUUAAGUGUUGUGUUGUGUGUUUUGGUUAUCGUUACAUUUGUGUUAAGAAGCGAUGUAUACCACAUGUAAAGGUAGACAUUAUUUCAAAUAACAGGAAAAUGAUUUGGCAGUUUCAUGCAUUACGGUGCCAAUUAUGGCCGAGCGAAAGGAUGUUGUAUUACCAGUACGAUUUUACUACUACUACUAGUAACUACUACUCUUGCAUCCCCGAUACAUGUGUCUUUACGUAACAAUCCGAGUAUGGGAGGAAAAGAAAACGGUCAAGUAAGGCCUAUCUAAGGAGUUGGAAAUACUUCAUUCAAAAUAUACAAUCUACCUACCUGCAUGGGAGGCAAAAUUCGAUAGUAAGUUACAACUGCCUACUGGCAAAUAGUGUCACUAAUAGCAAAGACAAAGAAUCAAUAGAUUUACCCAUGCACACUGAACCUACCACGUCUGCCAAACAGCAACAUUUGCUAAUAGGAAGGCAUAGUUUGUGAAUAGUCUUUUCGGGUGAGUUUUAGUGUUAGUGGCACAGGUUAUUCGCUCACACGAUGUGCAUCACAAUGCACUACCUUGUACAGCACCAAGAACAGUUGACCGUUGUGUAGAGAAGCAAUAGGGAACUAGUGAGUUGGAACACCACACCAACAAGGACCAUGAGUCCAACUGCAUAUAUACUUAUAGACGUUCAGAAUAGUUUCAGCUGCAGAAAGCAGUGCAACAUUGGAAUAAUGCAUUUGCUCUAUGCUUCUUUGCCUGCACUAAACCAUCAAGCAUUGCUCUAGUUUCUUGGAUGCAGUAUUGUUGCCGGGAAAUGAAGCAAAGGGCAAUGUGAAAAACCAGUGGUUCAACCGAGGGGUUAACAUUUACUGACUAGUCAGUUGAGUUGCAAAGUAGCGCAAUAGGAACCUAAAAUGCACGAAUGAACUAAAACAUGUGGGAACAAGGUGAAAUGCUAAUACUGCUGUCAAUGAUAUUUAUGAUAUAAAAAUACAUUUAAAAACACACACACAA
Messenger RNA from Anopheles stephensi (Asian malaria mosquito), 4848 nucleotides. RefSeq names its product glycerol-3-phosphate acyltransferase 3 (gene Gpat4). The coding region runs from base 503 to 2080 and encodes 525 amino acids. The record is from RefSeq and is a predicted model, not a curated record. Gene Ontology annotation, molecular function: glycerol-3-phosphate O-acyltransferase activity. Gene Ontology annotation, cellular component: endoplasmic reticulum. Gene Ontology annotation, biological process: triglyceride biosynthetic process. NCBI's taxonomy places the organism in Eukaryota, Metazoa, Arthropoda, Insecta, Diptera, Culicidae. The transcript is spliced from 6 exons.